AUGAAAGAAGUUAAGCGUAACGAUCAGAGUUCAAGGCAUAAUCAUUUGGGGCGGUUCAAAAGGACAGACAAAGGUCAUAACAAAUUUACUGUCAGCUACACAGCUAGUGAGAAGAUAGCUGAAGACGAUAACAACCCUCCAAACAUGUACAACGAAAGUUUCAGCAAAGAAAAUGAGAGAGGAGAACGCUACACCACGGAAACGUUGACAAAGAAGGAACAAUUUAACAUUUUAUACGAUAACAGGGAUUUUAUGGAUUCCUAUGACCAGUUUGCGGAUGAUGACGAGAUCAAAGAGAGUGACAAUCCGCUCUAUUGCAGCAGCAUCGAAACUGGACAAGACGAAAAAGAGAACAUUUUGUACGAAAGCAUGGAUGAUGUUUUAAAAAGUGUAGAAGAGGCUGAAUGCAUCAAUCCGGUGUAUGAAGGGUCAGUGUUGCAGUUCUAA
Molecule: messenger RNA, 447 nt
Organism: Pocillopora damicornis (cauliflower coral)
Lineage: Eukaryota; Metazoa; Cnidaria; Anthozoa; Scleractinia; Pocilloporidae
Source: RefSeq, a predicted model, not a curated record